Messenger RNA from Cryptomeria japonica (Japanese cedar), 618 nucleotides. RefSeq names its product cucumisin-like. The record is from RefSeq and is a predicted model, not a curated record. Gene Ontology annotation, biological process: proteolysis. The transcript is spliced from 3 exons. The annotation marks the transcript as partial. NCBI's taxonomy places the organism in Eukaryota, Viridiplantae, Streptophyta, Pinopsida, Cupressales, Cupressaceae. Gene Ontology annotation, molecular function: serine-type endopeptidase activity.
UUUACUGCACCUAUAGUAGCUUCAUUCUCAUCUAAAGAACCCAACCCAAUCACACAAGAUCUUUUGAAGCCUAACAUCACUGCACCAGGUGUAGAUAUUCUAGCAGCUUGGUCAAAUGCUGCACCAGUGAGCAUGGAUCUUUUGGACAAAAGAGUAGUGGAUUUUAACAUAAUAUCUGGAAUAGCCAUGACAUGCCAUCAUGCCACAGGAGCAGCUGCCUAUGUUAUGUCAUUUCAUCCUGACAAGUCUCCUGUUGCCAUCAAAUCCGCUCUCAUGACCACAGAUGCAUAUCCAUUGGAUGCAACAUUAGAUGGCAAUGAAGCUGCAGAAUUAGGAUAUGGUGCAGGGGAGAUUAAUCCUUUCAAGGCCAUCAAUCUGGGGCUUGUGUAUGACACCAACGUAGAUUCUUAUAUCAAUAUGCUAUGUAGCCAAGGAUACAAUGAAACAUUUUUACGUUUACUGACAGGAGAAUUUAUCGUGUGUUCUUCAAAUUUAUCUAACAACGGAGUAUGGGAGCUUAACUAUCCUUCUAUAAUGGUUAUUGGCAAAGUAAGUGAGCCCUUUUUGGCUCCAUUUCCAAGAACAGUUACAAAUGUAGGACCUGCAAAAUCUACCUAG